Molecule: messenger RNA, 2721 nt
Organism: Leptopilina boulardi
Lineage: Eukaryota; Metazoa; Arthropoda; Insecta; Hymenoptera; Figitidae
Exons: 5
Coding region: 166-1983 (605 amino acids)
Cellular component (GO): extracellular matrix
Source: RefSeq, a predicted model, not a curated record
AUUGUCUCGUUAAUCUCAGUUUCGCAGGAAACGAGGAAUUGUCAACUGUCGCGAAGACGUGGAAAAAAAAUUUGAUAAUGCCAUUUUUUUCAAGUGCCAUUUUUAUAAAAAGAUUACUAAAAUUUUAGUGAAAAAAGAAACUUUGUUUAGUGUCGAAAAAAUACAAUGAAAAUAAAAUUACACAUAACGAUGUUUUUUCUGGUUCGGUGCCAAUUUGUCAUUGUUCUUGCGAUGGCGUCAACACCUGCCCAACGAAUAAAUGCAAUGGUUGUUAGCGGGAGUCCUAAUCAGCGAUUCGUUAACGAACACUCGAACCGAUCCGCCACCGACCUAGAAUUUCUUGAUUACAUAAAUCCAGAAGAAAAACGUAAAACUAUGAUGAUCAACUUUACCUCGGAAGAAAUAAAUCCAGCACAAAAUCAACGAUCGAUUUCAAUGACCCUGGAGAAAAUGCUAAUUGAGAGGGCAAACGCGUUUGAUUAUUGGAAUAAAAAGCAUCGGGAAAUUACAACCAACUAUAUCAGAAAAAAGACUGAUGAUGAUCGUCUUCGUUCAAGAUUCUUCGUUAACCAGAUUUUUGAACGCGAAGGGAAUGAGAAACGACGACCCUUGACGGAUUUCAACGAGAAAAGAAGAAGAAUAAGAAGAAGAAGCGUCACUGAAAAUAGAAAAGAGCUUCUUCACUCUACUGAAACUCUGUCCUUGAAAAAGAGAGCAACCGGAAAUUCUACUCCAGAGAGUUCCAGUAGAAAGGAGACGACGGAAAUACUCAAUCGGAAGAUUGACGUUCGAUCGCACAGCACUCCUGAUCUUGAAGAUAAAGAAACUAUUGGCUUAAAAUCUGUAAAGGAAAACAAAUUGUUAUUUGAUGUUGUACAGCCAUUGCAUCAACAAACAACAAAUUCAAAGGCAAUUCGCACUCAACACUUACAAACUAUAAGAAAUGAAGAAGGUGAAGGUCCACAAGCAUUGACCCUUCAUCGAUUUAAUUCACACCAAUCUAAACAUUUGCUCACUCCAUUUACAAGACAGAGAAAAAGAAAAUCACGUUUCUCAAGGCAACAUCAGCAACAACAUUCCGCUCAACUAAAUGCUGCUGUUGCUUAUCAAAGAGCACUCCUUCAUUCCUUACAGCUUGAAUCGGCUGACCAUUCAACUAUAAUGAAAAAAAAGAUUCCAAUUUUUGGUCUCAAUAAAUUUAAUUUUAAUCCAAUUGAAAUAAAUGCCAAUAAAAAUGAGGAUGGCAAAAAUUUUGAUUUUUCACUUAGUGAGGGAAAUUUUCGUAAAAUACCAAGUGAACAGGUCGCAUUUAUUCCACCGAAAAUUAUUUAUGAGACAAGAAUACGACCAGCGCCAUUCAUGACUGAUGAUGCAAGGCAAAAAGAGUUUGACGAUAUUAACAAUUUUUUUACAAGAGCUCCUAAUUUGGUUGGAAGUGGAUUUGAUUUUAUUGAUUCUAAUCGAGAGCAACACAAUUCGAUUGCAAUUAAAGACACAAUUCCAGUGACCGAAAAAUCAAAAGAUGAUGAGACUUCAUUUACAACUGAACCAUCAUCUCAAGUUUCAUUACCACCUGUCGCUAACGAAAUUAGCAAUCAUAGAUAUGAAGCAGCGUUGCCGAUUAUCAAAAGUGUUCCUUUGAAUCACAAGUUUCACAAUGAAAAUGUAGAUGAAACGAAAGGUACUCCACCUCAAUUAGAGUACAGUGAACUAACGGGGGUUACAUCGGAGUUUAGUCAAAAGGAAGAUAUACACAACUCGAACAGCAGAAACAUCUAUCCGGCGAAUGGAGGCAAGUACAAUUUUGGUUAUAGAGUUAGUGACCACGAGACCGGAAAUGACUUUGGUCAUGAGGAGCAACGGGACGGUGAUUUUACCCGAGGACGAUACCACGUGUUGCUUCCUGACGGAAGAAUACAAAAAGUCGAGUAUCACGUUAAGGAUGGAUAUCACGCCAAAGUAUCCUAUCAUUAUGAUCAUUGAGAUAAGAUUCUUGCCCGUCAAUUACAAAAAAAAAAAAAUAAAUCAAUUUUCUUAAAUCAAAAAAAAAAAUUACUUACUACCGGUUUUUAUUUUUCUUACAAAAAACAAUGUACUCUUCCGGCAGGUAAAUUUAGCACUUAAAACUUCCGAAAAAGAAUCUCGAUAUUAUUUUCUAAAUCACAAUAAGUAUAAAAAAAAAUAAUUAUUACCUAAUUAAUAUUAAUACAAGUAAAAUAUAGUUUUAAUUUUCUCUUCUAUUUAGAUAAAUACAAUUAUUAUUGUGAAAUAAAAUCUCUCGCAAACGUUUUAGUUUAUUUAUAAUUGUGAAGUGUUUCUAACUUUUACGACAAAAUUAUAAUAAGUCUUGUAUAUAUGUUAUUUAAUGCGAUCAUGAAACAAGACAUUUUGCUCAUUAUAUUCCACGCGUUAUUUAAUUACAAUCUGUUUUUUUUUUAUGUGUAUAUGUGUAGUUAAGUGAAUCAUGUAAUCAUCCCUCAUUUCCAUGAACAUGUAUACAUUAUAUUUAGAGCGAUCUGAAUUUUUUUUUUUUUCCACCGUCAAAUCUUCCCUCUCUGUUAUAAUAGUGUAUUUCACAUUAAAAUUGUGAAUAGCGCGCCAACAUUGUUAACAAAGAAAUGCUAUCAUGUCGCAAUCAUCAGACUCGUGAGAAAAUUUUUAUCUCGGUCACGAUGUCUUAAAAAAAAAAAUAAUAAUAAUUGAACUCAUCUUCACUGUGUA